This is a messenger RNA of Pecten maximus, 3954 nucleotides long. Its product is annotated as DAP3-binding cell death enhancer 1-like. Gene Ontology annotation, molecular function: protein binding. The transcript is spliced from 10 exons. NCBI's taxonomy places the organism in Eukaryota, Metazoa, Mollusca, Bivalvia, Pectinida, Pectinidae. The coding region runs from base 96 to 1880 and encodes 594 amino acids. The record is from RefSeq and is a predicted model, not a curated record.
CAUCGAAUGAAGAUCACGUGUGUCCGGCUUGGUGGAGCGGACACUAAAACAAAUUCUUAUUCUGUUAUCUUGAUGUUUACAACAAAUAUGUAGCCAUGUGGAGGUGGCUCAGUGGAAUUCCCAGAGCCAUCCGUCAUCACAUCCAUGGUCCCAGAGCCUCAGCUUCUGGUGUUUGUAAGGAAGACGAAUUAGAUGAAGCAAAGAAAUGUGCAGAAAGCUGUCACCAGCACUUCAGAGCCCAGUAUAGACUAGGGGCUGGAAAUGACUAUCAGCAGAGUUCCCAUGAUGACAACCAAUGGGAACAGGAGGCGGGGCCUGACAAGGAGAAAGGCUACCGACACACCCCUAACUUCUGGAGUCUGUUCUGUGGACCAGGCUCAUGUGAGGCCUUAGGAUGGGGCACAGCUGUGGUGGUAGGCCUGCAUAUCACCAAAUAUCACCUGCUGAUAGACAGAUGGGAGAAGUUCAAAGACAAAGAUAAGGGUUCACAAUGCUUGUUCAACAAGAUAAAAAGUGUUUUGGCCGAACCCUGUCUGCUGAAGAGAUCUGUCCUUGAAAUAAAUGAUUCUACUCCCUCAGAUGAAAAACGUACCACUCAAGUGCCAGACCAAUACGAAAAACAGUGGCGAUUGUCAUUUACCUUUUCACAAGAUGUCAAGGAUGAUGGUGAUAAGGCAGAUGCUGAAGCUGUAGGGAAGAAAGACGAGGAGGCCUUAAAGUCUAAUCUGGAUCCUUUGGAAACUGUAAUGAAGGAGUUUGAAACAGUGUGUCGUAGAUAUGCUGCUGUUGGACAGAACAUUGCUGGGCUUAAGAAGGCUGUGGCAGGUCAGCUGACUGAGGCAGCCAAUCACUGGUCAGAAGCUAGCAGCUCGGCUUAUGGCAAGGCAAGCUUCAAUCUCGGGCUCUGCUAUGAGACAGGACGUGGAGUGAAGAUGAAUAUAAAGCAGGCUGUGACCUUGUACGAGCGAGCAGCAAAGGAGAACCACUCCCAGGCCAUGUACAAUCUGGCUCUACUGUAUCUGGGAGAGGAAGAGGGUCUGUCAUCACCCGCACGUGGUCUAAAACUAAUGAAGGAGGCUGCUGAACUGGGACUGGCUAAGGCCCAAACCUACAUGGGAGUACACAUCAUGGAGCAGAAAGAACCCUUUAUGGACAAAGCAGUUGCAUACUUCAAAGCUGCAGGAGAUCAGGAUGACUCGGAUGGAGAGUACUUCCUAGCAUUGUGUUACGAGCAGGGAUUAGGGGUGGAGGAAAACAAGUGUCGUGCAGCAGACUUGUACAGUCAGGCUGCCACUAAGGGUCACGAUGGCGCCAUGUACAACCUAGCUUUCUUCCAUGAGCAUGGAUUAGGAGGAUUACCUGAGGAUAGAGUUACAGCUAUGACCUUGUACAAGAAAGCUGCAGAUGCAGGAAAUGAGAGUGCUAUCUACUAUCUGGAGGGCCCAAGUCAUCCGGUCUCUCCCAGCUGGAAAGAGCAGUACAUGUAUGACUUUGUUGCGGAGCCACAGCUUGAGAUACGGAUCCCAAAGCCUAUCCAGGUGGAGCCACCAGCAGUGAAGGUGCAGCCUGUUGAACCUAUCCCAUUGUCUUUGUCAUCUCCUUCCCUCACUGACUAUGUACGCAAACACAUAGAAGAUCUAGAUGUGAACAAAGAUGUGGUACAGUUUGAUGUGGCCUCACUUUCAACCCUGCAGCCUCAGUUUGUCAGUUCCAAGAAACCAGCAAUGAAGAAGGAUAAUGGCGUAUUCUUCACUAUAGGAACCAGUGAAACUGGUAGUUCUCCUCUAUGGGCAGACUUUGAUGAUAUAUGGGAAGAAAAUGUGGUAAAGGACAAAACCCACUUUACUGCUUUGUUGCAGAGAAAUAACGCCUGUGCCUGAUGUAAGGUCGGUUACUUGCUCUUAAUAGUAAAGGGACAUAACUCAUAUAAUUCAUGUUUCAUUUCAAAUCAUCUGCAACAUAUCACUUGUAUGUUAAGUUUCAUAAGAUGUGUGUUUGGAUUUCCAUACAAAGGGGAGAUAACUUUGUAAUGCAGCAAAGUCAUACAUACAUCAAGCGGUAUUAAAAAACUUUAGUUUAAUUUGUAUUACAAAAUUAAUAUCAUUUGCACAUAUUAAGCAGAAUUUUACUCAUCUUUUCAAGCAUUUCUCUUAUAGAUGUAUAUUUGAACAAGUUGCUAUUUGAUAAAUGUUACUUUAAAGCAAUAUUUAUCGAUUGCAUCUGUCCUCUAAUGGAAAGACUGGCAUUUUCUCCCAAGUUUCCCCAACAUGGGUACUGUUUGGUUUAAGUAUCACUUACAGCCAUUCUUGUUGAAGUGAGAAAACUCAUAACUUGUUUGAGAGAAAAUCAGCAUGAAAUAACAGAGUUGUAUUUUUAAAAAGAUUUAUUAAGGAAUAUGCUGUAGAACCGUGAAAUAACCUACAUCUGUGGUGCACUGUUGAUGACUGUACUGUAAAGAGAAAUCCUGUGUAUUUGAUCCGAACCUAAAAAAAGUUGUAUCAACAAUAUUGCACAUAGAAAGGAAAGACUGCUGUUACAUGUUGCUUUUUUUCUCUAUAAAGAAUUAAUUAACCAGAUAUAAGUAUAAUAAUAGAUCAUAUCUACACACAGAGAAGUAGAGUAACACCCCCUUAACCAGAUAUAAGUAUAAUAGGUCAUAUCUACACACACAGAAUUAUAGUAACCCCCAUCUUUUACAUCUAUUUGAGAUCACUGAAAACCCUAUACAAAUGUCCCAGAUUUCCCAGUGUGUCCAUCAACAUUUAUACACAACCUAUUUACAUAUUUUGUAUUACUUCCUGAUGUAUGACCAUACACUUUUGCUGUAUAGAUUUAUGUAAAUAUGAUUUUGUUUACAUACUGUAUAACAUAAGAUGUUCAUUGUGGAUUAACUUUAGUUGUGUUAUUGUUGCUUAUGGAACCAAGAAUAUGACUGCAACAAAUAGUGUUGUAUGUAAUAUUGUUACAUUAGCUUUGUACCCACAAAAUAAUCUGAAAGCUCCAAACCAGGAAAGAAAGUACCCACGAACAUUUGAUGUUAUACAGUAUAAUUAUGUCGUGCAUAGUUUUUAUAAGAACUUUGCUGCUACUUACUAUGUAGAAAGCUUCAGAAUAAUUUUUUGCAUGAAUUCAUACAAUCAUGGAUUACAAAUUGUAACUUUGCAGUAUAAUCAAUUCCAAAGAAUAAUUUGUGAUGUUUUUGUUGUGUGCUUUCAAAAUGCUGUGCGGUUUUUGGCGUCCCAUUACAGUUUGUUGUCUCUAGAAUGAGCUCAGGGUAAGUCUUUCCCCCGGUGACUCGAGACUGUACUACCAGCAGAUACACAUUUUAACCUGUAUAUUGAAUUAAAGAAGUGUCAAAUGUGCCAUAUUUAAAUCCUUAAUUGGGAAGUUAUUUUUGAUUGACACAUCCAGAAAUAAAUAGGUAUGUAGGGAUCCUUAAAAUACAUGAACUAGCUAGGGCUUUGAGGAAUAUGAAACGGACAGGAGACUAGGUAAAGAAAGAAUUUUUUUUUUCAAACUUCAGAAGAUAUCUUUGAACAUGCAAAAUUUGUCAGGAUAUUCUGAUCAAUUCAUAUAUAUAGACGGAUUGGAUAUAACAAAAUAAUUAUGUAGAAUGUAUUGGCACAAGAGUGAGCCUUAAUGAGUUUUGUUAGUGGAGAGUGGAGAGUGGAAGGGUGUCGAUAGUUUAGAGGGAGUUUUGUCAGGGUAGGAAGGGAAUGGUUUAGUUGAAAGUGAGAGGCUUGGAGAAAUGAAGAUUUAUUAUCAUUAUCUCCAGACUUGUUCAGUCCCAGAUCAGAUACCGAUUGAUGUACUCACAGCUGUAAUGGGACAGUUGUUUUGAUAAUUUUUGAUUUAAUUUUUUCUUCUCAAGAAUAUGUUAUGCUUUUUGUAAAUCUGGAUUUUAUCAUGCAUACUAAUUUUAUGUUUGAGAAUAUUAAAUCAAACUUAACUUUU